Messenger RNA from Pimephales promelas (fathead minnow), 4818 nucleotides. RefSeq names its product zinc finger protein 384 a (gene znf384a). Gene Ontology annotation, biological process: regulation of transcription by RNA polymerase II. The record is from RefSeq and is a predicted model, not a curated record. Gene Ontology annotation, molecular function: RNA polymerase II cis-regulatory region sequence-specific DNA binding; DNA-binding transcription factor activity, RNA polymerase II-specific. Gene Ontology annotation, cellular component: nucleus. Lineage: Eukaryota; Metazoa; Chordata; Actinopteri; Cypriniformes; Leuciscidae.
AUUCACAGGAAGUGUAGUCGAGCGAAGUCGGACAGCCCUUCGAGAGAGAAAAAAAAGAAAAAAAUUAAGGGAAAAAAAAUCGGUGAAUCCAAGGGGUUCGGGCGGAUUUGGACGAAGUUUCCGAACUGUCCCGGCCCGGAGGAGCCCUGGGGGUUGAAAGGGAAUCGCCAGCACCGAAAUAAUGGAAGAUUCCCAUUUCAACUCAUCAUACUUUUGGUCUCCCGUACCAACAGUACAAGGACAGAUUGAGAACGCCAUGUUUCUGAACAAGAUGAAAGAACAGCUGGGGCCGGACAAGGGCGCUUCCUUUCCGCACUCGUCCGCGGCGCACUACCCUACGGCGGUGCUGACGGUGCCAGGCUCGGUCGCCAUGGACACGGGAGCCAUCGGGAGGGUGCCGAAACAGGAAGGUGGCGGAGGAGGAGGAGCCGGGACAGCAGGGGCACAAAUGACUGCCGUUGGAGCGCACCUGCACCCACCUCACACGUCCCAGAACAUCACAGUGGUGCCCGUACCAACUACUGGCAUCAUGACGGCUGCGGGGUUGGUGAUCACGACUCCUCAGGGCGCAUUGGUCACUCCUCCUUCCUCCUCUCAGUCUUUUGUUUCUGGACCACAAACAACGACCAUGAUUGUGUCCGCUCUGCACCCAACAAACACAGAGGCUGUCCGGUCCCCUUCCCUCUAUCUCCACAGCCACUACAAGAAAGAGGAUGGCAGCAUCCCACCUGCUGUAGUCAUGCCAGUUCCUGCAAAGCGGGGGAGAAAGAAGAAGUCCAUGAUGCAAAGGGCAGGCCCCGUUUCAGCCCACACACUCGCCACAGGAAGUGAUGCGCUGAUUCUUGCGCACCUGGCCGCUGGGGGACAGCACAACACAAGUGACCCGUAUGACCUCUCCAACGAUGAGGAUGAUCAUCAAAGCAAAGAUGGGAACAAGUCCUACAGGUGCCGGAUGUGUGCGGUGACGUUCUUCAGCAAAUCAGACAUGCAGAUUCAUGCCAAGUCACACACAGAGGCGAAGCCGCACAAGUGUCCUCACUGCUCCAAAUCGUUUGCCAACUCCAGCUAUCUGGCGCAGCACAUCCGCAUCCACAGCGGCGCCAAACCCUACACCUGCUCCUACUGCCAGAAAACCUUCAGACAGCUCAGUCACUUACAGCAGCAUACACGAAACCACACAGAGGGCAAACCGCACAAGUGUCCUCACUGCUCCAAAUCGUUUGCCAACUCCAGCUACCUGUCCCAGCACAUCCGCAUCCACAGCGGGGCCAAACCCUACACCUGCUCCUACUGCCAGAAAACCUUCAGGCAGCUCAGUCACUUACAGCAGCAUAACAGGAUUCACACUGGUGAUCGGCCGUACAAGUGUGUCCAUCCCGGCUGUGAGAAAGCUUUUACCCAACUAUCCAACCUCCAGUCUCAUCGAAGACAGCACAACAAGGACAAGCCAUACAAAUGUCACAACUGUAACCGCGGUUAUACAGAUGCGACCAGCUUGGAGGUUCACUUGUCUACACAUACGGUGAAACACGCCAAACUCUACUCCUGUGGCCUCUGCAACCGCGCAUACACAUCUGAGACGUACCUGAUGAAACACAUGCGGAAACACAACCCAGACCCUCUGACGGUGGCGGCUGCAGUGGCUGCCCAGCAAGCCCAGCAGGGCCAGAACCCGGGUCAGCCCUCGGGUGGAGGAAGCGGCAGGGGUCGCGGGCGAGGAAGGGGCGGCGGAGCUGCGGGAGCCAGAGUUGGACCAGCGGCGCAAGCCCAGAACCAGCCCAAUCCCAACGUGCCAACCAGUUACUCUGUCACGGAGGGAAUACCCUGCCCUUUCGACCUGCAUCAGUACAAGACCGUGUCGGCUGGAGAGAUCCAGUACAAGCCUGUCAGCGUGGCCGACCUGACGGCCCACAAAGACCUCUGCCUCACCGUCUCCACCUCUGCCAUCCAGGUGGAGCACAUGAACUCGUAGAGCAACUCGUGGAGAAUGAGAGCGAGGAGGUGGGGUGAGGAGAAAUGGACCAUGAAUUGGGAAGGAAAUAAAAACACUGCCUUGGGACAGAGGAGGAUUUCCACAUUCAGACUGGUAGGACGAAGGGAGGGAAGGAUGGCAGACGGAGGAGAAACGAAGAGAUGAACUCUUUGGGUUGUCUUUCUUUAGACUUGCUUUGCAGUGUCACAAAAAUCGCCUUAAGCAUGAUGACUAUUUUCAGUUAGCGACUAUUUAAAUAUAUUCAAUACUCAACCCCUUUUUCCACUUUAAAGUGCGAAAAUCACAAUAAUUUUCUCCAUUGGGAAAUCAAUUUUUUAGGGUGUGUUCAUAGGGCAUGUUUGGUUUGACUAAAACGAACCCUGGUGCGAUUGCUCGGUUCAUUCGAAUAAGUGUGAACUCUGGUGCGCAUCAAACAAGCGGAGCGAGAUCGCUGAAUAGAUGGGUCUCGAUACACUUCCAAACAAACUCUGAUACGGUUCAAAUGUAAUAUGAACGCAGCACGAAUCAAAGACAUGCAAACUAACCAAAAACAGGACAUGAUGUCACAAGAUGCAUUCCAGUUCUCCAGCUGGUCAAAACAUGUAUGUAGGCUACACACUGAGCCUAGAAUACAGCAUUUUUUGGAUGUUCAGUAAGUUCGGUCUCAAAAUAUACGUUAUAAAAGUUGACCAAUCAGGUUGUGAAAGUAUCCCAAUGCCUUUAGGUUCGGUAUCUUUAGUUUCAGUGUUAAAAACCGAGCUACCACCCUAACUUUUGCCUUUAGGUUCGGUAUUAAAAAUGCUAAUGUGAACACCCUUAGACAUUCAAACCAGGCCUACUGUGAGCUCCAAGGUUCAAUUAAUGGUAUAUGCUUCUAUUGAAGCCACGAAUCCGCAUUAUUUCACCUUAUUUUUUUACUAAAUAAUUGUUUAAUAGUGAUGAAAAACUACAUUAGCCAUGAUUCGGCAAAGAAAUCUCCAAUAAGCUAAUCACAACAAGCUAAUCGCAUCAAGUGCUAGAACCUUUUUUCAAAAUCAAAAUCAAGGUGUGUGAUGAAGAUUCACCCUAUAGCUAGUUGGUUUGGUUCAUGGAUUAUAGCUUUAAUUAUUAUUAUUUAUUUAAAUCCCUAUGGGAAAAAUACUUCCAGACACCAAGGCCAUUGAAAGUUACACAGCAAGAACCAUGGGUUAUCAUUCUGAAAUGGGGAUUUGUGAACCUCUCAAAGAGUUUUCAAUGAUUUGAGAGCCAAAGAUUGACAUAACUGACUUCAAAACCUUCAAAACAUCGUGGUCUUACACCUUAUUUUGAGAACAUAUUUCGUCUACUUAAAUAAAAUUGAUAGUGAACAGUUCGUACAUGUUUUCAAUCUAUUUUAUUUCAGAGAAUAAAGCACUAUCAGUGGAAAAGGGAUAAUUGAGCAAAUUUAUUUUAUGUUGGUGAUUAAAAUUGGUCCACAAUCAAAUUUUUUCCAUCCCUACCUAGAUGAACACACAAACUUAAAAUAAAAAAGAAUUUGCUUCAGGGAUUGUGAGAGUAUGAAUAAAAACACUCCGAUAUACAUCAUGACGACUUCAUGAGUAGCUGCUGAUAAAGACUACCACAUGCUUUUAUCAAGCUGUAAAAAACCGGCAAGUUUACUUUUUCCAAUUUAUAAAUGUUACAAAUGCUGGUCAAAAAAAUAGACAGAAACCAAAGUAUCCGAUAAAUGAAUUGUACAGAAUUGCAUCUAGUUUACAUGAAAUAUUUAGCAGGAAGAUGCACACACACACCUGCGGCAUUUAAACAGGUCGAUGCGAAUAGUUCACCCAAUGAUUGCAUUUAAUUUUGUUCCAAAUCCGUAUGACUUUGUAAGCACUUAUGGAGUGUUAAUGGCUUUUAUGACACUGCUUUGCAGGCCUCCUGAUUGACAUGUCAAGUAAACGUGCAACUGGUUUGUCACUACCAGCCCGAGACCUGUUGGAAAGAGGAGGCCAAGACUGCACUAAAGGGACAGAAGCUAAUGGUUUAUGGGAGAUGGCACUUAAAUGAACUUUUUUUUUAUUCAUCGUUUCUGUUUUCGUCGUUACAUUUUAGCCAUUUAUCAUAUGUAUUUUUCUAUUGUCCUUGUGUAUGGAUGUUGUAUGUGUUUGAGUGUGUGAAGGGUUGGUUGAAAAAGCAUGUCAGAGAACAGUUUAAGAAGGAGAUGAAUGUGUGAAAACAUCUAUAAAGUUUUUUUUUUGUCAUUUUAUAUGUUCUUGACCUUCCUUACAAAGAGUUUUUGUUUUUUGUUUUUCAGAAAGGAAGGAAGGGGAAAAAAAUAUUGUGCAGACAACAAUUUGGUUACCAGGUACUAUUUAGUAGUGUUUUUUUAAGAAAACCUUUAAUACUAGUUAUUAUUAUAUUAACUGUUAUUUUUUAUGCAAUUAUUACUAUCAUCAUUAUCCAUUGGGAGUUGCUCUCUGUGUGUGUGUAUAAAUAUAGAGAUGACGUGUUCAUUCUAAAAGGGAAGGAUUGUCUUUCUGGUCCAGCUGAAAUAUGAUUUUUAAAAAAUGUAUUAAAGGCAACAUUAGAGAUCAGAGUACAGGAUGUUAACAUAUUGCUAAACCAUCCGAUCACUGACUUACAUGAUGCCGUCUGUGUCCAGUAAGCAGCCAGGUGAUUGGCUAGUCCUCCACGUAUAAUCCUCGUUGUAUCCAUAUAUGUCUUUGGAAAAUAACACGGUUCUCAAUAUUAUUAUUAAUGUUACUUCUGUCACUCCUAAUACUUAUUAUUAACUACUCUUUAAGAUGACUUUGCUGUAUAGAUCAACACUCAUUCAUCUGACGUAACUAUUUCUCCUAAUAUGAACAAUAAAAAAGAUAAACAGA